AUGUCCCUAAUCGAUGAGGGCAACAACCUCAACUCGCAAAUCCCAACCUCAGUCACCUACGUCGUCACCUCCGUCCUCUCCAUCGCCCUCUACAAUGUCAUCGAGCUCACCUUCCUUCUCUUCUUCACCUUCAAGCGCCGCGCGGGCCUCUACUUCUGGAGCUUCCUCUUCUCCUCCUGGGGCAUCGCCGUCUACGCCGUCGGCCUCAUCCUGAAAGACUUCCACAUCGCAGACAACAUCCCCGCCUUCUACGCAACCCUGAUCGUCUUCGGCUGGUGCGCCAUGGUCACCGGGCAGUCGCUGGUUCUGUACUCGCGCCUGCACCUCAUCGUGCGCCGGCGUAUAAUCCUUCGCUCCGUCCUAGCCAUGAUCAUCGUCAAUGCAAUCGUCCUGCACAUCCCCACCAUCGUGCUCUGCUACGGCGCAAACUCGGCGGAUUUCCAGCGCUUCAUUUUCCCGUACGCCGUCCUCGAGCGCAUCCAGGUGGCGCUCUUCUUCGUCCAGGAAUCUAUCAUCUCAACCCUCUACCUCUACUACAUGUCCAAGCUCUUCUACAUGGGGGGGACGCUAAGCGAGGCGCACGGGCAGGCUGGGCGCCGGCUCAUGCUGCAUCUGAUAUACAUGAACCUGGGUGUCUUGGGGCUGGAUGUGUGUAUUCUGGUCCUGGAAUUCACGGGUCGGUAUGCGUCGCAGACGGCGGCGAAGGGGCUGAUCUAUAGUGUGAAGCUGAAGCUGGAGUUUAAUAUUCUGAAUCGGCUGGUGGAUGUUGCGAGGCGGGCGAGUGACUCGUCGGGUCCGGAAUAUGGGGAUGGGCCAGGCCAGCAUCAGCAUGAGGCGCAUGGCGGGGUGAGUCUUUGUGGGCUUUGGAAGUGUUCUUGUCCGUGGGAUGUGUUUGCGAGUAGGGUGAAGAAGGCGAUUGGGGAGAGGGGGCAUGCCAGUGGGUAA
Molecule: messenger RNA, 945 nt
Organism: Aspergillus puulaauensis
Lineage: Eukaryota; Fungi; Ascomycota; Eurotiomycetes; Eurotiales; Aspergillaceae
Exons: 1
Coding region: 1-945 (314 amino acids)
Source: RefSeq, a predicted model, not a curated record